Molecule: messenger RNA, 2482 nt
Organism: Paraphaeosphaeria sporulosa
Lineage: Eukaryota; Fungi; Ascomycota; Dothideomycetes; Pleosporales; Didymosphaeriaceae
Exons: 3
Coding region: 407-2398 (663 amino acids)
Biological process (GO): DNA-templated transcription
Molecular function (GO): DNA binding; zinc ion binding
Source: RefSeq, a predicted model, not a curated record
GGAGUUCGAACAAUCGAACAUCCGAGGCAGCGCCUGCUUACAAAGAGGCGCAACCUCGCGGCGCAAAGGGGUCGCCGCUGCUCGCAUUGUCGCGAUACAUUCAUAAACGAAAAGCAACUUCGCGCUUCGCAGUCCCUUAACUGCGAAGUCGGGCAGAUAAAAUAUCUUGAGGGAGCUAAGCUGGUACUUGGGUGCGGCAUCUUGCAGUCAGAAGCCCGUCGCACGCGGCCCAAAAAACUCGGCCGAAAAGGACCGGGUUGAGCUUACGUCCAGACGGUUGCCGCCAACGGCAUCCCCACACUAUGAAAGUAGUCCCUGUCCCGUUCCUGUGUAUGCUCCGGUCGACACUCGCUUGAACGUUGGGAACAGAUAGAUGAGCGUGCUGGUUGUCUCUGGUCCUUUCGACAUGGACUAUGGUAGUACAACCAGUACCGAGGCGACUAGGAAAAGGCCGUCAAGUCGCCUGCGCGCCUGUUGGGAGUGCAAGAAGAGAAAAUUACAGAGCGCUUGCGAGAAGAGCGAGUCGUCUACCACUUUAGCUAUUGGUCCUCUGGACAGUUUCGCUCCAGACGGUGAGGAUCACGCCUGCCAGCUCCACAUUGGUGAACGGCUUGGCAAGCUGGAACAACUAUUCGAGAAGUUCGUGUGUCGCAAAGCUCCCAACAUCACCUUGAACAUUGCUUCGUCGCAAGACUCUUCGCGAACAGCUGUAUCAACGCAGUUCGACGAAAAGCCUUUCAAACUCACCGGGCUUCCGCCCUUACCGAAAAGCGACGGCCAAAGUCUCGCAGACGGCAUACUAGGAACACGUACUUGGUCGUCGGCUCCGAGUAUCAGGACUCUCGUCGAGAAAGAAGACGGGCAAACAUCAUCAGAUCCUGUUCACAGGGCAUUGGUAGCUUUGCUUCCUUCGCAACAUGAUGCCGACGUUAUAUUCGAGUCCUCGAACGGGUGGAUGAUUAUGGGCGGCAUGUAUCGGCCCUCAAAAGACCUCUUCGUGGAUCAAGAUCCGGAGUCGUAUGCCUUGUGCAUGGCAUCAAUUGCGAAGGAGCGUGCCAUUAUCGUAGCACGGACACUGCUACAUUUAGCAGCUUGUCUCUGCGCCUUACCGCCCGACUUCAACACCUCGCGGUUACGCAAUAUCUGGAACCUCGAAGCUACCAUGGACAACUAUGUUACUACCGUCACUUCGCUGGUCACCUCGUCGGAUGAGCUGUUACUCACCCUACCCGGACUUGAGACGCUGCUCCUGCUGUCUGUAUACCACGUGAACGUUGCCAACCUCAGACAAGGUUGGCUCCUUGUUAGGAGAGCUAUGAAUCUGGCACACCUGAUGGGCUUCCAUCGCAUCGUCCAAGCCAGACAAAUUCCCCAGAUUGAAUCGAUAGAGUCGUCGGUAUCAGUGUGGUGUUGUCUAGUCGACUUCGACAGGAUCCUCGGCCUACAUCUACGCCUUCCGUUCGCCUCGGACGAUUAUCCUAUCCCAGAAGACGACGCAUCUCAUCGCGUUCACCGCGCUCGGCUCACAUCCAUAUCCCGACAGGUCGCCGAGCUUGAUCACGAAGUCACCUCUCAGUCAUACGUGCAGGCACUAGCACUCGACGAGAAGCUCGAGUCCAUGAUGAAAGAGCAACCGAAGGAUUUCUGGGACGUGCCCAACGUGCCACCCACCGCCCGGACAGCCGAGUCAUACGACGUGCUGGAGCGCUUGAUGGUCCAGAUGUGGCACUUCGAACUCAAGAUCUUCAUCCACCUCCCGUUUCUCCUGCGUGCACCGCAAGAGAGCCGCUACGAAUACUCGAAAGUCGCCGCCCUCCAAGCUAGUCGCAACGUCGUGAUGAGGUGGUUCGCCCUCCGCAACGCCGGCAUCACGCAAGCAUGCUGCCGCUUUGCCGAACUCAGCGUCUUCAUUGCCGCCAUGACGCUCACGCUCGACAUCCUCAUCGACAUGGCCACCAAAGAAAAGUCAGAAGUACAAAAGGCAAAAGGCAGCGACUUCGCCAUGAUAUGCCGGGUCAUCUCCGAGAUGGAGAAACUCGGCAAGGCCAGCACCCGCGAGCGCAUGGCCAUGCGCAGCGCAGUCGUGCUGAAAAAGAUCCUGUCCUCGCUGGACCCCAGCAAGCAGACGCUGGGUAAGGCCAGGCUGACGGUGCCGUACUUUGGCACUAUCGAGCUGGAUUACAAGAAGCUGCCUGUUCGGCCGGCCUUCGAUUUGGACUCGGGCACAGCGAAGAAGCUGAGCUCGAAUGGGACGGCUGAUCAUAUUCCGGUGUUUUCUUUUGUAGCCAACGCGCUGUGGCCUACUACUAACGAGUAUAACAAUCCCGAGAUGGACUUUGACAUUAUUCUCUUUGACGGGCUGCAGGAUCUGGACGUGGAUGGAAAUUGGGUGUUUUAAUUAGCGUUACUCGCUUUUCCUUUGUGUACGGAAGGAUGGAAUGGGAAGGCGGCGUUUGGGAUGUUGUCAAGGCUAGCAUCGUAG